CGAUAGAUAACAACAAACUCCGCCUACGCCGGCAAAAUUCUGCGACAUCGCCACGAAAAUUGAAAAAACCGUGUUAUAUUUAAGUGUAUAGCUAUUAAAUUAUUAGUUCAUCAUGAUCGAGACACUGUAUAACCUGCCCUUCCACAUCCUGGUGCCGCCGAACAUCAAGGUGCGCAGAUUCAGCAUUCCAAUGCCGUCGCCGAUGGCCGUUUUCAGUGUGAUUUUGUUUUCCUAUUUUCUGGUGACAGGCGGUAUCAUAUACGACGUGAUUGUGGAGCCACCCAGCCUGGGAGCCACUGUGGAUGAGCACGGACACUCGCGUCCAGUGGCCUUUAUGCCCUACCGUGUGAAUGGGCAGUACAUCAUGGAGGGUUUGGCCAGCAGCUUUCUGUUCACCGUUGGCGGCCUGGGAUUCAUCAUCAUGGACCAAACGCACACGCCGGGCAAGACUAACCUCAAUCGCCUGCUGCUGACCGCCAUGGGAUUCAUUUUCAUCCUGGUCUCCUUCUUCACCACCUGGCUGUUCAUGCGCAUGAAGCUGCCCAGCUACCUGCAGCCCUAGAAUCUCUACUGAAAAAUGUUUGUGCAACGCUCUCUUAGUAUUCUCCCACAUUCGAAUAUCUAUAAAUCGAACUGCAUUCGCCAGAAAUUCUAGUUUAAAGGGCUUAAAGCUGUGGAAUACCGAACAAAAACUUCGAUUUCGUUUUAAUAUUUUGUGUACUAGUUGUAAUAUUGUUUAAACAUCAGAAUAACUGGCUGGUUUGCACCAGAAUCAGUUAAGUAAACUAUAGAACGUCUCUAAUAAAUAAUGCAAUUGUAAAGCGAAUCAAAAUAACAA
Molecule: messenger RNA, 838 nt
Organism: Drosophila mauritiana
Lineage: Eukaryota; Metazoa; Arthropoda; Insecta; Diptera; Drosophilidae
Product: putative oligosaccharyltransferase complex subunit CG9662
Exons: 2
Coding region: 113-562 (149 amino acids)
Cellular component (GO): oligosaccharyltransferase complex
Source: RefSeq, a predicted model, not a curated record